GUUUCCCCUUCAGGUGCACAGCCCGGGGAAUGUUUUGUCUGUGUUCGAGUGGAAGUCUCGUUUGACUUGGUACCACUCUUCGAUUUGUCUGGCCAGUGGAGAGGAGAACUUCCCUUCCAAGCUGAUUGGGUGAACUACUGGUGCUGUGUUGGGGGCCUGAAGUACUGAUGUGAAGAUUUCCUGGAUCGUUAACCCUUCCACAAGAGUGGAGCUGAUGAGGACUGCUCCUAGGCCAGUGAGGCUGGCAUCACAAGUCAACGUGAAUGGUCCUUUAUCCACAUCUGGAGAACCAAGGACUGGCGCAGUGGUGAGAGCUGUUUUGACAGAGUCAAAAGCUUCCUGACAAUAAGGCGUCCAAUCAAAGUGGACUCCUUUUCUGAGUAGGCGGUACAAGGGUGAAACCUUGCUGGCCAUAUGAGACAGGAUGUGUCCUAGGAAGGAAAUCUCCCUUUGGAACAACUCACACUUUUUGGCUUUGAGGAGGAACCCUCCAGCUCUGACUCUAUUAAGGAAGGCUUCCAGCCGUUGCAACAUUUGUUCAAAGUUGUCUCCAGCUAUGCAGACAUCAUCCAGGGGUACUGGACGUGCGUUUUGUUUGAUGGGUGGGUGGUCGCCGGUGUCUAUCCUGAAUUUCAUCCAUGGACAUCGACCAAAUGUGAAGUUGUCUGGUGCAAAUACAUCGUGGUGUCUGCGAAUGAGUUUUUCUACUUCUACCUUCUGUUCUGGUGGCAAGGCAGUGGCUUUGAUCAUGGCAUCUAAGUCUGCAGACCGUCAAGCUGGCGAUGACCGGUCUGGCUGUCAAGCUGGCGAUGAUCAGCCCCCUCCGCUCUUGCCUGAGACGUCACUGUGUGGCAUGUCGUUUCGGAGGUGA
This is a messenger RNA of Thrips palmi, 871 nucleotides long. RefSeq lists its product as uncharacterized. The transcript has 6 exons. Lineage: Eukaryota; Metazoa; Arthropoda; Insecta; Thysanoptera; Thripidae. The record is from RefSeq and is a predicted model, not a curated record. The coding region runs from base 425 to 871 and encodes 148 amino acids.